AUGUUCCACUUUGUGACGCCACUCAAAAACCAGAGUUCUGUCACUCCCACGUUCCUCAUGACGGGCAUCCCAGGCCUGGAAGACAAAGGACUCUGGCUUGCCAUCCCUUUCUGCUCCAUGUACAUAGCCGCCAUCUUGGGAAACGUCGUUGUUCUUCUUGUGGUCGUGACGGUCCCAAGCCUCCACAGGCCCAUGUACUUCUUCCUCUCCAUGCUGGCUGUGACUGAACUGGGGGUGUCCAUCUCUACGUUCCCCACAGUCCUGAGCGUCUUCUUGUUCGAUGCCAGAGAGAUCGGGAUGGAUGCCUGCCUCGUCCAGAUGUUCUUCAUCCACUCCUUCUCCAUCAUGGACUCGGGAGUCCUCUGGGCCAUGGCCUUUGACCGCUUCGUGGCCAUCUACAGCCCCCUCCAGUAUGUCACCAUCCUGACCAACUCCCGGAUCGCCAUGAUAGGUUUGGGGAUUGCUCUGAGGAGUGUUAUCCUAAUGACCCCCUUGCCUAUCCUCCUCAGGGGGCUGCCAUUUUGUGGGCCCAACUUGCUAGCUCAUCCCUACUGCCUGCACCCAAAUUUGAUCCGGCUCCCUUGUGCCGACACCACAGUCAACAGCCGUUGUGGCUUGUUUGUCGUACUUUCAACUUUUGGGCUCGACUCCCUCCUUAUUGUCCUGUCCUACAUUAUGAUAGCCAAGACGGUGCUGGGCAUUGCCUCCAAGGAAAGGCGCCUGAAGGCCCUGAACACCUGCGUCUCCCACAUCUGUGCCGUUCUUGUGUAUUAUACUCCAAUGAUCGGCGUGUCCAUGGCACACCGUUUCGGCAAGCACGCUUCUCCUCUCCUGCACGCCCUCAUGGCCAACCUCUACCUCCUGGUGCCUCCAGUGUUGAACCCCCUCAUCUACAGCAUCAAGACCAAAGAGAUCCGCAAAGCCCUCCACCAGUUUCUCUUUCAGAAGUUCUGA
This is a messenger RNA of Gekko japonicus, 954 nucleotides long. RefSeq names its product olfactory receptor 51I2-like. Bases 1 to 954 code for a protein of 317 amino acids. Gene Ontology annotation, cellular component: membrane. Gene Ontology annotation, biological process: G protein-coupled receptor signaling pathway. The record is from RefSeq and is a predicted model, not a curated record. Gene Ontology annotation, molecular function: G protein-coupled receptor activity; olfactory receptor activity. Lineage: Eukaryota; Metazoa; Chordata; Lepidosauria; Squamata; Gekkonidae. The transcript has a single exon.